This is a messenger RNA of Priapulus caudatus, 951 nucleotides long. RefSeq names its product beta-1,3-glucan-binding protein-like. Gene Ontology annotation, molecular function: hydrolase activity, hydrolyzing O-glycosyl compounds. Lineage: Eukaryota; Metazoa; Priapulida; Priapulimorpha; Priapulimorphida; Priapulidae. The record is from RefSeq and is a predicted model, not a curated record. Gene Ontology annotation, biological process: carbohydrate metabolic process.
ACGGACGAUCAGUACGGUGACGGAUUCGUGUAUGGUGGCACGCUCGAUCUGUGGGGCGGCAACGGCAAGAACGACGGAUGCAGCGACAACCAUUUUUUCGGCUGCUACCGCGAAGGACCCGGAUUCGACCCAAAGACUUCGGCGCCAUUCCAAGGUGAAAUCAUCAAUCCAAUCCAAUCUGCGCGUCUCAGAACUCUCAACUCAUUCGCCUUCAAAUACGGAAAAGUGGAGGUCAAGGCGCAGAUGCCCGUGGGAGACUGGUUGUGGCCAGGAAUCAAGCUGCUUCCAAGGAACAACGCUUACGGCAAGUGGCCAGCGUCCGGUGAGAUAGACAUCGUUGAAGCUCGAGGAAACGCUAACGUCACCACCCAGCUUCCCGGUCAAUCUCUCGGUCAGGGAGUCGUGCAGGCCACUAUGCACUGGGGCCCGUAUCCACUGACCAACGCUUUCUUUAGAACCAUCGCUGGAAAGCACAUCGGUGGAGGUUUCCACACAUAUGGCGUCACUUGGACCUCGAGCGCGAUGAACUUCACCAUUGAUGAUGUUCCGUUGCUGAGCGUAGUGCCACCUAGCGACUUCUUUGAGCUUGGCCAAUAUUCUCAAUUUAUAGACAUUGAUAAUCCAUGGGCCGCUGGAGACAAAAUGGCGCCUUUCGAUCAAGAGUUCUAUCUGUCGAUCAAUCUUGCUGUCGGUGGAUCGAACGGAUUCUUCAGUGACGGCUGGACGUACGGCGACAACGGCAAGCCGUGGCUUAAUACCGCACAGUUCCCGAUGCGAGACUUCUGGGAGGGCAAGGACGAAUGGUCGCCGACGUGGCAGGGCGAUGACAGCGCCCUCCAGGUCGACUCUAUUCGCGUCUACAAGCUCGAAGACUCCGAAUAGAAAUCUAACAAACGACGACGCUCCUCUCUCCGCAAUCUCUCUCUCGUCCUCCCCCUCUCUCUCUCUCUC